Molecule: messenger RNA, 699 nt
Organism: Anopheles marshallii
Lineage: Eukaryota; Metazoa; Arthropoda; Insecta; Diptera; Culicidae
Product: B-cell receptor-associated protein 31
Exons: 3
Coding region: 1-699 (232 amino acids)
Biological process (GO): endoplasmic reticulum to Golgi vesicle-mediated transport; intracellular protein transport
Cellular component (GO): endoplasmic reticulum membrane; endoplasmic reticulum
Source: RefSeq, a predicted model, not a curated record
AUGACUCUCGUCUGGGGCAUUAUUGCAUCGUUUUUGUACGUGGAGAUAUUCGUCGUGCUUUUUCUCGUUCUACCACUCCGGAGUCCCCAGCAAUGGCAUCGAUUUUUCAAAUCCCGCUUCCUGGCAAUGCUGAGCCGCCAAGCUCAGACCUAUUUCUAUUUGUUGCUGGCUGUGUUGGUUCUGUUCCUCCUGGAAGCCAUCCGUGAAAUGCGUAAAUAUUCGUCCAAUGAUCAUACACACACCGAAACUCACUUAAACGUGGAGAUGCAACACAGCAUGCGAUUGUUCCGGGCACAGCGCAACUUUUACAUUUCCGGCUUUGCCAUCUUCCUGUCGUUGGUGAUCCGUCGCUUGGUGUCACUCAUCAGUGGACAGGCAGUACUGCUGGCACAAGCAGAAGCUUCAAUGAAGCAAGCGCAAAGUGCAACCAGCGCUGCUCGCACCUUGAUGAAUCAGCAGAAGGACGGCGAUAAGAAAGCCGAUGCCAAGGACAAGCCGGCUGGCGGUGAUGUUCCAAAUACCGAAGACUUAAAGAAAAAGGUCUCCGAGCUUGAACAAGAGCUGGCCAAGGAGCGUAAGGAUAAGGAGGCUAUGAAAUCCCAAUCGGAAAGCCUGAACCGCGAAUACGACCGUCUAACAGAAGAAUACAGCAAACUGCAGAAGAAAAUCACCAUUUCUAGUGCGGACAAGAGCGACUAA